Dioscorea cayenensis subsp. rotundata (Guinea yam) is the source of this 4490-nucleotide messenger RNA. RefSeq names its product DExH-box ATP-dependent RNA helicase DExH11. The transcript has 23 exons. NCBI's taxonomy places the organism in Eukaryota, Viridiplantae, Streptophyta, Magnoliopsida, Dioscoreales, Dioscoreaceae. The record is from RefSeq and is a predicted model, not a curated record. Bases 168 to 4223 code for a protein of 1351 amino acids. Gene Ontology annotation, biological process: nuclear-transcribed mRNA catabolic process, 3'-5' exonucleolytic nonsense-mediated decay. Gene Ontology annotation, molecular function: ATP binding; RNA helicase activity; RNA binding. Gene Ontology annotation, cellular component: Ski complex.
CAAUGAACAGUGAGUGAGAUUGGCGGGCAGAGAGCUUACUAGAUUGAUGAUCAUCCUGCCAAUCAGAGCCUGCUCGGGUUUUACCCACCGAGAAAGCGGGCACUGUCGGUAAAUAACGCUCCUUUUUCAAGAAUAGGGCACUGCGCGCUCUUUCCAUUCUUCCUAUCAUGGACCGAAUCACAGCGGCGAACGAAGUCGCCUUCAAGAUCGGCUUCUCCGGCCACGGUGGGCACCUCCGUCUCGAGCCUCUCCCUCCUGUUGAUCGCUCCAAUUCUCUCAAGUCCCUCCCCGAUUUUAUCCUCCCUCCGGCAUUCCAGCCGGAAACACCAGAAAGUGUGAAGAAGUAUUUGGAGGAGAGAUACCUUCUCCCUGAAUUGGAUCAAGACGAGUUCUCGGCGGAAAAAUCUGGAAAGUUAUGGGAUUUUGAUUGGUUUGACAAAGCAAAGGUGCACGCUGAGCCGUCGUUGCCUCGAUAUGUAGUCGCCCCAACCUGGGAGUUGCCCUUCAGGCGUUCCAAGAACACAACAUCUGCUGGAAUAUGGCAUCCUACUUCCGUUGAGGUAGAGUUGGCAGAAUUGCUUGAGGGCGCUCAAGACUCGGGAACUCUACCACGUGUGCCUGGACCAGCAAAGGAUUUUGUAAGAGGCAGUUUGAACAAUCGUCCUUUUCGCCCUGGAGGUUUGGAUGGAUCCCAGCCCACGGUGAGGAUUCUUCCUGAGGGUGCUCAAACUGGUGAUUGGGUACAUGAGAUUAUUACCGGUGGUGUGGCCCAAAAUGUGCCUCCUAGUUUUAAGAAAGGACUGGAAUUAGGUUAUCUUAAGGAAUACCCAAAGGACUGGAAGUUAACCCAUGGAGGGGCCUCUACAGUUCAAAGCACACCAGAGCAAAACCUGGAUGGGUUCUCUGUGCAAUUUGAUGAUUUAUUCAGAAAAGCUUGGGAAGACGAUGUCACUGAGGAGUUAGGAACUGAUGGUCCAGAGUUAUCCGUAGAUCCAGAGUUAUCCCUGCCAGAGGUUCUUCAAGAGGAGAGUGAUGACAAGAGUGCUACUUCUGAUGCUAAAUCCUCAGCUCUGGAUGAGAUACUCUUGACUGAUUUGGGAAUGGAGAAGAGGAGUCAAAGCGGGCCAAGUAGCAAUAACAAACAUCGGGAUGCAGGGGCCUGGGCUGUUGCUGGUGGAAAUGUAGAAAUUGCAAACCGUUUUCAUGAGCUUGUACCAGAGAUGGCACUUGAGUUUCCUUUUGAGUUGGAUACAUUCCAGAAGGAGGCUAUAUAUUAUCUCGAGCAGGGGGAAUCUGUCUUUGUUGCAGCGCAUACUUCAGCUGGUAAAACAGUUGUUGCGGAAUAUGCGAUUGCUUUAGCAUCAAAGCAUUGUACUCGAGCUGUCUAUACUGCUCCAAUCAAGACCAUCAGCAAUCAGAAAUAUAGGGAUUUUUGUGGGAAAUUUGAUGUGGGCCUACUUACUGGUGAUGUUAGUUUGAAGCCUGAGGCAUCUUGCCUCAUUAUGACAACGGAAAUUUUAAGGUCAAUGCUUUAUAGAGGUGCUGACAUCAUCCGUGACAUAGAAUGGGUUGUAUUUGAUGAAGUUCACUACGUAAAUGAUGUUGAAAGAGGUGUUGUCUGGGAAGAAGUUAUAAUCAUGCUCCCUAAGCAUGUCAAUGUUGUCCUCCUUUCGGCGACGGUCCCAAAUACCAUUGAAUUUGCAGACUGGAUUGGACGGACUAAGCAAAAGAAAAUUCGUGUUACUGGGACGUCAAAGAGACCUGUUCCUUUGGAGCACUGCUUAUUUUAUUCUGGAGAAUUGUACAAAGUAUGCGAGCAGGAGCUUUUUGUGCCUCAGGGAUGGAGAGGUGCUAAAGAUGCUUAUAAGAGAAAAAAUGCAAGUAAGGCUGGAGGCAGUUCUGGAGCAAAUGUAGGCGCUGCAGCACCACAUGGCACAACUCAAAAUAGGCAACGAGAAUUUUCAAAUAAAGGAAAAGCUCAGAAGCACUCUGGACCUCAAGCCACAAGCAAUCAAACAGGAACUGGUGGAGCACAGCAAAAUAAUUGGGUUUCAAGGAGACAAGAGUCCACUUUAUGGUUGUUGCUGGUGAACAGGCUACAGAAGAAAUCCCUUCUACCGGUGGUUAUUUUCUGCUUUUCAAAGAAUCGCUGUGACAAAUCAGCUGAUAACAUGUCUGGGACUGAUCUAACUACCAAUUCUGAGAAAAGUGAGAUUCGAGUUUUCUGUGACAAGGCUUUUUCACGCCUUAAGGGGUCUGACAGGGACCUUCCGCAGGUUGUCAGAGUUCAGAACUUACUGCGUAGGGGGAUAGGUGUGCACCAUGCUGGCCUGCUUCCUAUUGUGAAGGAAGUUGUUGAAAUGCUUUUUUGUCGUGGUGUUAUUAAGGUGUUAUUCUCCACUGAGACUUUCGCUAUGGGUGUCAACGCACCGGCAAGAACAGUUGUCUUUGAUACUUUGAGGAAGUUUGAUGGCAAAGAGUUCAGAAGAUUGCUUCCAGGGGAAUAUAUUCAAAUGGCAGGGCGUGCUGGAAGGAGAGGACUGGAUAAUAUUGGUACUGUCAUUGUUAUGUGUCGUGAUGAAAUUCCAGAGGAGAGUGAUUUAAAGCAGGUCAUAGUGGGAAAACCAACUCGGCUUGAAUCUCAGUUCAGAUUGACUUACAACAUGAUUUUGCAUCUGCUCCGUGUUGAGGAGUUGAAAGUGGAGGACAUGCUGAAGAGAAGUUUUGCUGAAUUUCAUGCUCAAAAGAACUUGCCAGAGAAAGAGAGGCUUCUUAUGCUGAAGCUAGCCCAGCGUGCGAAAAGUAUAGAAUGUAUAAAAGGUGAACCAGCUAUUGAGGAGUACCUUGACAUGGCAACAGAAGCUGAGGCACUUAGACAGCAUGUAUCUGAGGCGGUAAUGCAAUCUCACACUGCCCAACAAUUUCUUUUGCCUGGAAGAGUGGUGGUUGUCAGAUCGCAAUCAGCUGAUGAUAACUUACUAGGAGUUGUCCUGAAAUCACCUUCCUCUACCUUUAAACAAUAUAUUGUUCUAGUGGUAACUACUGAUGCAGUAUCAUCUAUGCAAGCUUCAUCAGUUUCUCUAAAUAAACAAGGGAAUGAGUCUGGUAAUUUUCCACAAGGUUAUGUGCUAGUUCCAAAAGGAAAGCGUGGGAUGGAUGAAGAGUAUUUUACACCCAUCAAUUCUCGUAAAGGAUCAGGCAUUGUAAAUAUAAAGUUGCCAUAUUAUGGAAGUGCUUCUGGUGUGAAUUAUGGAGUUAUAGGCAUAGAAGCUAAGGAUUUUUUAAGUAUCUGCAAUUGCAAAAUUAAGAUUGAUCAAGUCCGACUUCUAGAGGAUCCCAGCGAUGUGGCUUACUCAAAAACCGUUCAGCAGCUAUUGGAACAGAAAGCUGCAGGAAGUAAAUUUCCUCCUGUGCUUGAUGCAGUUAAAGAUCUCAAGCUCAAAGAGGUUGUUCUUGUGGAGAAGUACCGUAAAUAUAACAGUAUUUUGCAAAGGAUGUCUGAAAACAAAUGUCAUGGAUGCAUGAAAUUGAAAGAGCAUACUGCCUUACAAAUGGAACAAAGGAAGCACAUGGAAGAAGUUAAUGCACUCAAGUUUCAAAUGUCAGAUGAAGCACUUCAGCAAAUGCCAGACUUUCAGGGCCGAAUUGACGUGCUGAAGGAAAUUCAUUGUAUUGAUUCAGAUCUUGUUGUUCAAAUUAAGGGGCGUGUGGCCUGUGAGAUGAACUCAGGGGAAGAGUUGAUUUGCACAGAGUGUUUGUUUGACAACCAAUUAGAUGACUUAGAACCUGAAGAAGCUGUCGCUCUGAUGUCUGCAUUUGUUUUUCAGCAGAAGAACACCUCAGAGCCAUCUCUUACUCCUAAACUUGCUCAUGCAAAGAAGAGAUUGUAUGAGACUGCAAUCAGACUUGGAGAACUGCAAGCCCGACUUAAAGUAGCUGUAGAUCCUGAGGAAUAUGCCAAAGAAAAUCUCAAAUUUGGCCUUGUUGAAGUAGUUUAUGAAUGGGCCAAGGGCACUCCUUUUGCAGAAAUUUGUGAAUUAACUGAUGUUCCAGAAGGACUAAUUGUGAGAACUAUAGUCCGUCUGGAUGAAACCUGCCGCGAGUUCAAAAAUGCAGCUUCAAUCAUGGGCAAUUCUGCACUUAAUAAAAAGAUGGAAGCUGCUUCCAAUGCUAUCAAAAGGGACAUUGUUUUUGCAGCUAGUUUGUACGUCACUGGAAUGUGAUCCCCUGACAACUCUAUUUUGAGCAACCUGAUUCCGUUUAAGUGGAUGACUAAUUUGAAAGCUUCUUUUUUUGGAGCCAGCUAACAGCCAUAUAUAGUUAGUUGAUUUUGUUUGUCCAACACGGUGUGUUAUAUCCCAAGAUGUAAAGUAGUAAGCCACUUUGUGAUUCCUCAGACAAUGUCUUUAUCAUGUAAGAAAUAUCCCUUUAUAUCCCUUUCUUUGCUUUCUAUGUGAAGUUGACACAGAUGGGAUCCAUAUCAGUACUCC